GUUCUGUUUCAUUGUGAGGUUUUUAAAACUUAUGGGUCACUCAACUGAAGUCUCUCUUUGCUGCUAUGGCAGUGGGGUCAAAGAAAGAAAGGGAUAGCGAAGCCAUAGCCAUAGCCAUAGCAAUUAGCAUGGUUGAUAAUUGUAAAGAGAUCCACACUCACACCCUCACAAGAUAUUGUCAACAUCACAGUCGUAAUCCAGAAGACAUGAAUCCAAAGAGGGUAUAAUAAAAGAUGGCAAAUCUUCAACCAGCUGAGUCGGUUGAGUAAAGGCCUCAUUUCCUCUUCUGCUUCAUUCAUAUUUCUUCUUAUUCCCUUGGAGUUGGGACGCCUUAACUGGCUUGGCUCUCAGGAUGCAGCUACAGGUACAGGUUGACACUACAACCUUGAGUUAUUGGUUGAACUGGAGAGUCCUUCUAUGCUCAAUUUGGGUGUUCACACCUAUGGUUUUAGCUUUAUAUAUUAUAUGGAAAUAUGAAGACCCCCACCAUUCAAAAUCUGGAGCAGGAGAAGUUGAGCAAAGUGUAGAUCACUCUUUGUGUGACAAUGAAGCUUGGAGACCAAGCCUUAAACAAAUUCACCCCCUUUGGUUACUGGGUUUUCGACUUCUUGCAUUCUUCUCACUUUUGACAACCUUAAUUUUCAAAAUUGUUAUCAGUGGAGCUACCACAUUUCUCUAUUAUACCCAAUUGACUUUUACCUUACUGACCGUUUAUUUUGGGUAUGGAGCCCUGCUAUCAAUUUAUGGUUGUUACCAGUAUAGACUAAGGAACUUGAGGUCAAAUGUUUACCAUGUUGAUACAAAUACCGGGCAAGGAUCAUACAUGCCCCUCAUCAGUAAAGAUACAGAGAGGAACAUCUCAAAUCCAAAAGGAGAUGACUGUUAUGAGUUCCAACUGCCAAGGAUUUUUACUUAUGUUUUUGAGAUUUUAUUCCAGAUGAAUGCUGGAGCAGUGAUGCUUACUGAUUCUGUCUUUUGGUUUAUUAUAGUCCCAUUUCUUACUAUCAAAGAUUACAACCUAAGUUUUAUGAAUGUGAACUUGCAUUCAUUCAAUGCCAUUUUACUCCUUGGCGAUACAGCUUUGAAUUGCUUGCAAGUUCCCGCCUUUCGUAUUACUUUCUUCAUUUUGUGGACUGGUGCUUUCGUCAUUUUCCAGUGGAUCAUUCAUGCAUGUGUAUCAUUUUGGUGGCCCUAUCCAUUCCUUGACUUGUCAUCUCCAUAUGCUCCAGUGUGGUACUUGCUGGUUGCAGUAAUGCACAUACCCUGCUAUGGCUCAUUUGUCUUGAUUGUGAAAAUGAAACGUUACUUGUUGACCAAAUGGUUCCCAUUGUCUUGUCAGUGUUGAAGAUAAGAAACUAUUUGAGGGUUUUGACACACACACAUUCCUAAAGCUUCUUUCUUUUCAAAAUUUUUCAACCAGCAAUGGAAUUUAUCAGCUAAAGGCUCUGCAUUCGUGGCUUCUUACAACAGGAUUCUGAUUUUGAAGGGCAAAAGUGGUCGUGCCCCCAACGACAAAACGACAUCUUUUUUGUCGAAGUAAAUAAUUAUUUUUUAAGGUUGAUACAGUUGACUAUCCUGUUUUGUAGAUUCAACUGAUUGCUCAGGCUUUAUUAUAUUGCCAUAUGUAAUUUUUCAGCUUCUGCUCAAAAGAGGGAACUGAAAAAUUCUGGAUAGAUAUAAUAAGAUUUACUUCCUCAAAGUGUUUGUUUGUUGUCACUUCAGCAAAAAAGAACAAAAUGGUUAUUUAUUUAUGUAUUGCACCCAAAAGUGCUUCAUUUUUUAGUGUUUGGAAACCUGUAAAAUCACAUUGGAGUCUUUUUGAUUGUGACAGCUAUUUGCACAGCUAAGAAGUGAUGAAUGGCAGCCUGAGUUAUUAUUGAUUGAA
This is a messenger RNA of Cannabis sativa, 1885 nucleotides long. RefSeq lists its product as uncharacterized. Lineage: Eukaryota; Viridiplantae; Streptophyta; Magnoliopsida; Rosales; Cannabaceae. The coding region runs from base 353 to 1345 and encodes 330 amino acids. The record is from RefSeq and is a predicted model, not a curated record. The transcript has 10 exons. Gene Ontology annotation, cellular component: membrane.